AUGUAAUAAAUUCCUAAUUUAGAAAACGAUGAUUUUAUUGAAAAAUAUUAAGUUAAAGGCUAACUAGGAAGGGGGUCAUAUGGUGCAGUUUAUUAAGUUAUUGAUCCCAAUGGAUAGAUAUAUGCUCUUAAAUGUAUAUAUAAAAGUCGUUUUAAAGAAGUCAAUGGAUAAGUGGGAAAUUUAAUUUAGAACGAAGUUGAUGCAUUAUAAAAACUCGAAAGUUAAUAUAUUGUUAAAUUAAUAUCAACUUUUUAUUCGGAUUAUCAAGGAGAAUCUCUUUUUUGCAUAUUAUUGGAAUUUUGUGAAGGUGGAAAUCUUUUGGAAUAUUUAAUUCAACAGUAAGAUACAUUUAAUUAACAAAAUGCCAUAAUUUUUUUCAAAUAAAUCCUUUAAGGAAUGAAGGAAAUCCAUUAGAAGAGGAUCAUUCAUAGAGAUCUAAAAUUAGCUAAUAUUUUGAUACACAAAGAUCAAAUAAAAAUUGCUGACUUUGGUUUCUGUCAUAUCCUAAAUUCUGAUACAAGCUAAAUUAAUUUGAACUUAGGUACACUCGGCAAUUAGGCACCAGAAGUUUUGGAUGAUUAACCUUAUGGAUUAAAGUCGGACAUGUUUUCAAUAGGUGUCAUUUUAUACUAAUUAUUGUUUCUUGCAUAUCCAUUUAGUAUAAAAAAUUAGGAAACCUUUUUAGACGAGGUCUCGAAUUCAAAUCCACCUUCAUUUAAGAAAAAUGGUAGAAAAGUAGAACAAUAUUUGGAAGAUUUACUUACCAAAAUGUUAAGAAAAGAUCCCGCUAACAGAUUAGAUUGGACAGAUCUAUUCAAAUCCAAGCUAUUUCAAAAUAGUUAUUCAUGUAUUCUAAAGAUGAUAUAAAGAAAUUUUUGGUUUAUCAACAAUAGAUGA
Paramecium tetraurelia is the source of this 897-nucleotide messenger RNA. RefSeq lists its product as uncharacterized. Gene Ontology annotation, biological process: autophagy; autophagosome organization; peptidyl-serine phosphorylation. Lineage: Eukaryota; Ciliophora; Oligohymenophorea; Peniculida; Parameciidae. Gene Ontology annotation, molecular function: protein serine/threonine kinase activity; ATP binding. The record is from RefSeq and is a predicted model, not a curated record. The transcript is spliced from 5 exons. Gene Ontology annotation, cellular component: cytoplasm; autophagosome.